AGUGUGUACACGAAACCACCACCACUCCCGCGCCUACUACUCCACCCAUUCAGUCUUCAACUGCCGUCGGACCGCCCCCUACUCAAACCUUGCCAGCCACCACUACUCCGCCCAUUCAGUCCUCAACUGCCGUCCCACCGCCCCCUACUCAGACCUUGCCGGCCACCACUACUCCACCCAUUCACUCCUCAACUGCAGUCGGACCGACCCCUACGCAAACCUUGCCGGCCACAACUACGGUCCCGGUCACCCUGCCGCCGGUUACAACCGCAGGAGAGUGCGUCUGCCCGUGUGAAGCGUGCACUUGCUGCCCGGAAGUGGUAAUUCGGCUGCUGCGCAAGCCCAGCAAGUUACACCUCGAU
Messenger RNA from Gregarina niphandrodes, 362 nucleotides. RefSeq lists its product as hypothetical. NCBI's taxonomy places the organism in Eukaryota, Apicomplexa, Conoidasida, Eugregarinorida, Gregarinidae. The transcript has a single exon. The record is from RefSeq and is a predicted model, not a curated record. The annotation marks the transcript as partial.